AUGUCAGACCGACAGAGGAUAAUAAUUAAAGUUUUCCGAAAGUUCAGCAAUUCUCUAGGACCCGAGGUUAUCCAAUUUUUGGAGUCCAUUAUCGAGCAACACGAUAUCCCAGACGAGGAUGUUGAGACAAGUAUUGAUCUCAUAGCGAAAGAAUAUAACAAGGAAGACGAUGCUACAAUGAAAGUGUCGCUGGAUGUGCUUCAGAGGGUGUACGAAAGCUUGCAGGAUCGCGGUGAAGACAACCAAGUAGAACAUGAAUUCAUCGACCCGGACAAUCAUCUAUUCGUCAUUGACGCAUAUGAUAUGCCGCGUUGGGUGUGGUCACAAGAAAGAGUUCACUUCCAUGUUGAUUCUCAAUGGAUUCUUUUACUUAGGAUAUCCACGUCCCUGUCGUCUGCGGGGACACCUGAAUCGAGGAUAGCGUCUAUGAGGGAUCGACUGCACAUAAUCAAGCAAUGUGUUCUGCGGAACGAACAUUUUGCCCCGUCUACCCUUCCAGCCCAUGAUCGGGAGCGUUUGGUCACACUGAGAUCAACAAAACAAUUGCUUGGUCGAGCAGGAGAGCGCUUCUUAUUAUUGGGACUUCUUGCCCAUAAUAAAGAAGGCAAAGUGUGCUUGGAAGAUUCGGAUGGUCGUGUAGAGCUGGAUUUCUCGAGAUUGGAUGAGCCUGGCGAUGGGUUCUUCACGGAUGGAUGCUUCGCUCUCGUGGAAGGGGAGUAUACGGAGGAGGGUACACUCGAGAUCAUCGCCAUUGGCCAACCACCUUGCGAACCCAGGGAGACAUCCAGAUCCAUUUAUGGUCACAUUGACUUCCUAGGAAAAGGCGCAACAUCACUGCUGGAAGAUAGGCAAUACGCUUUACGCGUCAAGCAGGAGUUGGCCGACUUACAUUUCUUCUUCUUUUCGGACGUUUGGCUCGACCAUCCGCAGACACUGCCUGGCCUCCAGAAAAUAUUUGAUAACUGCAUCGAAAAUGAUUUCGUUCCCAAGCUUAUCGUCAUGUGCGGAAACUUCACGAGCAAAACUAUCGCACAUGGAAAUGCCCGCGAUAUACAACGGUAUCAAGAUAAUUUUGAUGCCCUGGGCGAUUUGAUUUCUUCCUACCACAACAUUGCACACAGCACACAUAUCGUCUUUGUCCCUGGUCCACUGGACAUCACCGUCAACUCGGUCCUUCCAAAAAGGCCUAUCCUCGCCGCGUUUGUGAACAGGCUUAAGUCGAAGUUCCCAAAGGCGCACUUUGCAACCAACCCAUGUCGAAUCAAAUUCUUCAACCAAGAGCUGGUCAUCUUCAGGGAAGACCUUAUGGCCAAAAUGCUGAGGAACAUCAUCGGGGUCAAGGCAGACGUGAAAAGCGAAGAUCUCAAGCGAUUCACCAUCUUAGACCAAACGCAUCUCUCGCCUCUCUCACUACAUAUACAACCGACUCUGUCGGAUUAUGACCAUGCGAUGCGUCUCUAUCCACUUCCCACCGUGCUAGUCCUGGCCGACAAGUACGAUCGUUUCAAGAUGACCUACACAGGUUGUCAUGUCUUUAACCCGGGUAGUUUCGUGGGGAAAACACUUUCCUGGUCGGCAUAUAAACCCUCAGAAAUUAAUUCUGAAGAAUGCACUUUGGAACUGGAAAGCGAUGAUUCGUGA
This is a messenger RNA of Coprinopsis cinerea okayama7#130, 1641 nucleotides long. RefSeq names its product epsilon DNA polymerase. Gene Ontology annotation, biological process: DNA-templated DNA replication; error-prone translesion synthesis. Gene Ontology annotation, molecular function: DNA binding. Lineage: Eukaryota; Fungi; Basidiomycota; Agaricomycetes; Agaricales; Psathyrellaceae. Gene Ontology annotation, cellular component: epsilon DNA polymerase complex. The coding region runs from base 1 to 1641 and encodes 546 amino acids. The record is from RefSeq and is a predicted model, not a curated record. The transcript is spliced from 12 exons.